Molecule: messenger RNA, 1003 nt
Organism: Triplophysa rosa
Lineage: Eukaryota; Metazoa; Chordata; Actinopteri; Cypriniformes; Nemacheilidae
Exons: 2
Coding region: 55-897 (280 amino acids)
Molecular function (GO): nucleic acid binding
Source: RefSeq, a predicted model, not a curated record
UGUGAACCAUUUCUGCCUGCCUCGACCAUUGCCUGUGACCCCGUUUCUGCUUGUAUGCUGCCUGUCUUGAACGUAUUGCCUGUUUGUACCGGUUCUCCUUUUAAUAAAGCUGCAUUUAGAUCAUCAAACUGUCAAGCCUCAGAGCAGUUCGUAACAACACUAAGUCGCAUCCUACAGAAACAUAACUUCAGAAUGAAGCAGCUGUACAUGGUGCCAUUUGAAAGGAACAGUGUCAGGGUCAAGGAUCUGCGCCAUGAUUAUGUGCAGACAGUUCUGGAUUUUGAUGCCACCGAACUGCCACAUGAGUUCAUCUAUGUGGAUGAGGCAGGUUUCAAUCUGGCCAAAACCAGGCAUCGGGGCCGUAACGUAGUUGGACAAAGGGCUGUUGUAAAUGUCCCUUGGCAGUGUGGGGGAAAUAUCACCUUGUUUGCUGCAAUUAUUGUCCAAGGAGUCCUGCAUCACCAUGCCACUCUAGAUCCCUACAAUACAGGACAGAUCAUUGCAUUCCUAGAUGCACUAGAUGCAGUUGUGCAGGACAGACCACAGCAGCCCUUGUUUGUUGUCAUCUGGGAUAAUGUUAGUUUCCACCGGGCUGCUCUGGUCCGAGAUUGGUUCAACAACCAUAACCAUUUCACACUUUUAUACCUGCCCCCUUACAGCCCCUUUCUAACUGCAAUCAAGAAAUUCUUUUCAGUGUGGCGGUGGAAAGUAUAUGAUCGGCAACCACACGCCCGCAUGACUCUUCUGCAAGCAAUGGAAGAGGCGUGCGGAGACAUUGAGGUGGGAUCAAUCCGAGGGUGGAUUCUGCACACGAGGCUAUAUUUUCCCCGAUGCCUAGCCCGCGAGGAUGUUGAUGAGGUCUUGUGGCCAGAUCCGAACAGAAGGCGGGAUCCAUAAGCCCCCCACGACACGCGCACACACAAAACAAGUGUGUGUUUUUUUCCCCCAAUUGCAAUUUAUCCAGUAAUUCUUUUUUAGUUUUGUUGCUAAAUUUGAUGAGUUG